AUGGCCAAAGUGUCGCAGGGCACACUCAGUCCGCUCUCAAAGCAAGCAGUGGACUUAGACGCAGCCUUUGAAGAGGCAGCGCUAUGCGAAGUGCCCGAGGUGCCUUGGGAGUCUGAGACCUCCAAGCCAUUUGUGUUAGGGCUUCCCGCUCGUAGGCUGGGCAUGGGUUUUGCGGCUCUGGCCUUCGUCGGCCUCUUGUGGGUGGCUGUGCUGCAGUUUCAAAAGGACACCACCGCGGCAAUCCCGAAGGUGUCGGAGUCAUCUCUUCAGGUGGCAGAUGAUAUGGGAGUGCAGCAGCUGCUCGAGCUUUUCGAGGACGACGUCGCUCCAAGCAUGGACCAUGCCAACAGCACGUUUGCCAAGGAUAUCUUCGCGAUCAAAAGGCAUCUUCAGGACAUGACGCAGAACCCCCUUGCUCUGCCCAUUGCUACUUGCACAGUGGAUGUGUACCUAGUGGCGUCCUUCAUCGGAAUCGUUGGCAACGUUGUCAAUGGAGCGGUUAAGGCUUGUGAGCGCAAGAGCAACUUUCGCAAGUUCGUGACGCUGGAUCGCAUCGAAGACUUGCUCAAGAUUGACCUCCUAGACGAGAGGAAGAAGCAAGCGCUCAUGAGGUUACUGGACCAGGGUUGUCGCAUCGGUGUCGAGUCGAGCGUCGCCCUUUUCAGUUUCAUUGCUGCCUUCCUGGCCCGCGCCGCUUCCGACUGCGCCAUGUCAGUGAAGCUUCCCCCAAAUCCAGGUGCUCAAUGCGCAGCUGCCAUGAGUCUUAUUUCUUCUGGCGUGUCGUAUUUGGCCGCUGGGGCUGAGACUGCUCAGGCCACGUGCCCUCCAUACCCAGGAAUAAUUGAUCCUGACCCGCUGGUGGUGGCAGGUGUGGUUGAUGCGUCUGCAAUCGACAUCGUGGGUGGAUUAACCAGGCGGCUGAGCAUUAAGGACGCCAUUGAGAAAAACCCGGUGGCAGAGUCGAAGCUCGACGAUGCUCGCCAGAUCGUUCUGUCUCGCCUUCCUUCACUUGGACCGAUUGGUGGCUUCAUCCUCAAUAACAAGGAGUUUGUGAAGAUAAGACGGGAGCAGCGCAAGGCCAAGAAUCGAAAAGACAAGGAGGUAAAGUGCGGCUUUGACGUUGCCGGCCUGGUGGGUUUUGCGGCAGCGGUGGGUGUCUUCAUCACUGCUGGAACCGUUGAGUGUCCCCUUGCUGAUGGAAACACCGCCACAGCUGACAAUUUCAAGAUGGGCUGCAGCAUGGACAUCUCAGCUGUGAUUGCAGCCUUAACAAGCAUCGGUGGUUUCGUGGGCAUCUUGGCAACUGAGUGCCCUGCAAAUCCUUCGAACGCGAAGGACAAUCUCUGCGCCACGGGAAGUCUGAACAUUGUCUCAGCACUCGGAUUCCUGUCAGCCGCACUUUCAGAUGCACCUCGAUCUUGUGGCGCCGCGCUUUCGGAACUUUCGGGCCCUUCCUGA
Messenger RNA from Symbiodinium natans, 1458 nucleotides. NCBI's taxonomy places the organism in Eukaryota, Dinophyceae, Suessiales, Symbiodiniaceae. The record is from the annotation of a GenBank genome assembly.